This is a messenger RNA of Schistosoma spindalis, 1674 nucleotides long. The record is from the annotation of a GenBank genome assembly. NCBI's taxonomy places the organism in Eukaryota, Metazoa, Platyhelminthes, Trematoda, Strigeidida, Schistosomatidae.
GCACAGUAUGCACAUAUGACAAUAAGAGACUGAUCUAUUGCAAUCGUAAAUAUCAAUGGGACGAUUCAAGUAAACAAUACUAAAUGAAUUUAUUUCGAUAUUUUGUUUAGAAAAUAAAAGCAUAUUCAUUUAAAUUUAAUAAAUAAAACGUUUUUUUUUGUAUUUUUAUUUUGUUCUUACAGAACUGUUAGAGAAUACUUAAUUACUGAAAGUGAUUCAAUCCACUACUACUCAAUGGAUACGCCUAAUAAAAAUGACAAAUUACUUUUAAAAAAUGAACUACCAAAUGUUAAGCAAAAAAUUUAUCAGUUUAACAAAAUUGCUUAUAAUUAUAUGUUUAAAUCACGCAGUAAUAUUCCAAUAAUUAAGUUGAAUAAUAAUGAAUUUCCUUGGACAAAUGAACAAUUCUAUUUGAGACCAGUGAAUAAAACACUUAAUCUUUGGAAUUCUAAUGAACAACUAAAUUCAAAGUCAGUUGCUAUGCCAGAUAUAACCACCUUCUCAAGCAUUAACAAACAGCACAAUCAUGAAAGAUUUAUUGAUUACAAUUAUGAUUCACUUUCAGUUAAAGGCAUAUACAAACAUAUAAACCAUAAACCUAACCAACUAAAAAAUACUUUAUCAACAGAUAAACAAUAUAAAUAUCACAAAACUAAACGUGAACACUCAUUUAUAAUUUCUAAUUAUCUAAAUGAAUCAAAUAAAGAUUCUUCUCAAACUGAACAAAAUCAGCUACUGAUUAGGAGAAAAUUAGAAAAUAAGAAACAAGACAACGACAGCAACAACAAUGUAACUGUAGAUGAGUUUAUAAAUAAUAAUAUAACGCAAAAUGUUAACCUCUUGUCUGAACAGUUCACGCUAUACGUUUAUAGAAAUUCUAAUCAAAAUUUAGGAUUUUCAGUAUCACGUUUGACUUCAUUAUUCGACGAAACUUGGAAUUAUUACAUAGUCAUCAGUGAUAUUCAACUUUCCAAUAAAAACAGUCGUUUACAAAUUGGGGACUGUAUUUUAUCAGUAAAUGGAAUAAAUUUAAUUAACAUGGAUUUAAUGAAAUCAGUUCGAUUAUUAAAAUCAACACCAUUUCCAAUUCAAUUAAAAAUACAAAGGUUAAAUAAAAUUAAUUUGUUAACUGAUAUUAACUGUGAAGAAGAUUUUCUGUCAGUCGAUACAGAUGCAGAUGAAGAAGCUGAAAUGAUGACGAAGAUUAUUGACAUGGCACAAAAUUAUACUUCUACUAAGUGCACAAAAAUCAACGAACAACUUGACCUGGAGGCUAUUCAAAAUAUAAAUCUAUGUAAAGUUGAAUUAACUAAAACUAAUAACAAUAUAAUAAAUGAUAGAAUAACAAAAACUAUAAUACAAAGUCAAUCUGUUAAAUUAUUACGACAAAAAGUUAUCAAAUGGUUACAUAUUCAUCAAAUAUUUAUUGAAUCAAAUAAAAAUAAUUUAAAACAAAUCGAUAAAGAUCAAUACAAAUAUUCAGAAAUUAUUUCUAAGGCAAUUAAUAAAAUUAUGAAUGAAGAUGAUCAGAUUUUAUUGGAUGAUGUUGAUAUUGAUGACGAUGAAACUGAAGUUACAAUGAAUAAUACAAAUGAAAUAAUAAGGAAAGAUGAUGGAGUUAUAAGUGAGUUAAAAUAUUUUUUAUUAAAUAGAUUGCAUUAUAAAAGAGACUGA